AUGGGCGGAUUUUCUCUGCUCGAGUGGACACUCGGCCCGGUGAAAAAUCCGAAGGGUGGUCCGGAGGACGAAACACUAAUAAUUGCUCUCUCCCAUCCGAAGAUAUGGAACGGUGCCUGGAUGUACCUGAUGCUGAAAAUCGUCGAACUGCUGGACACGGUUUUCUUCGUGCUGCGCAAGAAACAGAACCAGGUCUCGUUCCUGCACGUGUACCAUCACACGAUAAUGGUGCUCUUUACGUGGUUCUACUUGAAGUACAUUCCCGGAAUGGAGGCCGCCUUCAUCGGAGUGCUCAACUCGUUCGUGCACAUCAUUAUGUACACCUACUACCUGAUAGCCGCCCUGGGGCCCCGGUACCAGAAGUAUCUCUGGUGGAAGCGCUACAUGACCACGCUGCAGUUGCUGCAGUUCGGCAUUAUGCUGUGCUAUUUCGGGCUCAUCAACAGCAUGCAGUGUGCCGUGCCGCGGGCGCUGACGUACUUUUUCGUCAGCAAUAUUACCAUCUUCCUGUUUCUGUUCAUUAAUUUCUAUCGCAAGGCGUACCAGAGCCGGGUCAUGAAGCGAGACUGA
Molecule: messenger RNA, 570 nt
Organism: Anopheles cruzii
Lineage: Eukaryota; Metazoa; Arthropoda; Insecta; Diptera; Culicidae
Product: elongation of very long chain fatty acids protein 7-like
Exons: 3
Coding region: 1-570 (189 amino acids)
Biological process (GO): sphingolipid biosynthetic process; fatty acid elongation, polyunsaturated fatty acid; very long-chain fatty acid biosynthetic process
Cellular component (GO): endoplasmic reticulum membrane
Molecular function (GO): fatty acid elongase activity
Source: RefSeq, a predicted model, not a curated record